GACCGGAAACGGGGGUCGCAUCUUGUUUUCUUUUCCGGGUUGUCUCUUGUUUCGCUUUGUCGUCGAUUACGUUGGAGCUCCUUGGAUGCAAAAAGACAAAACCGCUGUUGCUGCAUUGCAUUUCAUUGUUUCCGACAUGUCGACUGUCAGCCAAAUGCAUGCGUUCCAGAUUCAUUUAACCGAACGUUUUACCAGCUUGGCCAUGGAGAUAUUUCAAGAAGUGGCGCUCAUUGUGAAAGGAUACCAAGAGGAGAACGACUGUCUGCGCUCCUUACUGAACAAUGAGAUAAACCCCCGGUGGAAUAUAACCAACAUCGAUCACAAAAGACUGGCUAGGAUGUCUACGCCUGUGCAAGAGCAAAUUCCUGAAUUGAACAUUCCAGAGGAGAAGGGAGCAGAGACAAAAACCAAAAGAUCUAAAAUGAUGCAUACUCAGCCACGGGCUAAUGUAUUGCAGCCAUUUGCUAAUACAGGUAAAGAAGAACAAACAGAAGUACCAGUGUCAUCUGCAAUAGGAGAAUCAGAGCAAACGGGACUGUCAGAGACAUCUGCAGUUGAAAGAUCUGUGCCAUUGCCUGAUAUACCUCGAUGCAAGCAAACCAAAGAGUCAGAGCUAUUGGCCAAUGACCCUAUUGGCCAGCAAACAGAAUACAAUAGAAGGUUUGCACUAGAACGAGAGAGCGCAUCAGACAGUGGCGUCACAAUGGAUUGUCCUAAAAUUGAUCCCAAAGAACAAGAAUUUUACACAGCCAAAGAAUUCGCUCAGCCGAGCACGAGUGGGGAAAUCACAAACCAAGACCUGCUACUUCAGGAGCGUCUAAAAAUGCCCCUCAAAAAGAAGGGUACCCUGGAUGACAAGCCAAAGAGGAAAACUGUGAUGACAACCAUAGCACUGAAAAAGGAACUUAUUGCCAAGUGGGAGAGAGGUACGCGCGUCUCGGACCUGGCUGUUCAGUACAAUAUGGCUAAGUCGACGGUAUCGACCAUAUUGAAGAGAAAAGAAGCCAUCAAAGCGGCGGAUGUGGCAAAAGGGGUCAAAACACUCAGCAGCAGAAGAACUGACAAAGUGGAAGAAGUGGAAAAAGUUCUGCUUGAGUGGAUUACUCACAAACAGUUGCGGGGCGACACCGUGUCAGAGACCCUAAUUUGUGACAAGGCAAGGGAGCUGCAUAACGCCCUGACCCGAGACGACCCCGGGAGAAGUGCCGAGGAAUUCAAGGCUAGCAAGGGGUGGUUUGUUAAUUUUAAGGAGAGAAGCGGAAUCCAUGGUGUGCUCCGACCCAGGGAGGCUGCCAGGGCGGGAAAAGAAGACGCCAAAAGAUUUGAAGACGAAUUUCAAAACGUCGUUGAUAUUCAGCGUUUUCUCCCCUGAUAAGUGUUUGUCCAGAGACCUGAACGCCAAAGAGGGCCGACAUCACAGGGCAAGAGACGCCUUCCCAGGAGACAAGUUGGCCUCGCUGCUGAUCUGGGAUCAUGCCGGUCGGGACUGCCAAGUCAAACUACUCCUCUACGUGUACUAUUCCGAAAACCGGAUUGAAGGGAGCAAUUCUUGAAAUGGUAAACACAAGGUGUCAUGGACCUUGGGGUGGACAAACACGCCGUGGUUCUGACCCCCCCUCCAGUAAACUGCAAUGACUUUAGGACCAGAGAGAAGUGGCAGAGGAACUUUGUGAAGAGGCAUAUGGAGGAUGUUUGUGCAACAUUCCUACUGCAGAAAUCGAGGGACAGUUGGGGUCUUGGGUCUUUUUAUGCACAAUUAAAUUGCCAAUAGCACGUCUCUGUAAGUCGUCAUCACUCCUCGUGCAUCAGGUCGAGUACACGUUUGCCUCUUUUUACAUUGUUUCCUGUUCAUCUUCACUCUAGUUUAAUUGUGGGCCUCACUCGAACCGUGAGCUUUCUCCUAUCCAAUCAGCACACGGCAAAUGAUGAUCAUUCAAAAGUUAUCCUUAAUCUUUUUGAAAUUAUUUCAUACUAAUGUGCCAUGAUUUCAUAAUACAGUGCUCGUGGUUUAAAAAAAUUUUUGGGAUGUAGGACACAUUUUCUGGUUAAAAUUUACAGGACAAAUUUGAAAUAGCCUAUCUCAAAUAGACACCAUUUAAGAGAUACGUGUACUGUACUAAAUUACAACUUAAACAAUGUUUCAUUCGUAAUUAA
This is a messenger RNA of Hippocampus comes (tiger tail seahorse), 2154 nucleotides long. RefSeq lists its product as uncharacterized. The coding region runs from base 86 to 1372 and encodes 428 amino acids. The transcript is spliced from 3 exons. Gene Ontology annotation, molecular function: DNA binding. The record is from RefSeq and is a predicted model, not a curated record. NCBI's taxonomy places the organism in Eukaryota, Metazoa, Chordata, Actinopteri, Syngnathiformes, Syngnathidae. Gene Ontology annotation, cellular component: nucleus.